This is a messenger RNA of Oldenlandia corymbosa var. corymbosa, 1419 nucleotides long. The record is from the annotation of a GenBank genome assembly. NCBI's taxonomy places the organism in Eukaryota, Viridiplantae, Streptophyta, Magnoliopsida, Gentianales, Rubiaceae.
AUGGAUCUGGUCUUAACUAUUGGCUCUGUUGUUGUAGCCAUUGUAGCAAUUGUUACAAUCCGGUAUGUUUAUGCAUGGAGCAAUCCCAAAUGCAAUGGAAUUCUCCCUCCUGGUUCUAUGGGCUUUCCAUUCAUCGGUGAAACUCUUCAGUUAAAUUUACCUUCUCCGUCUAUUGACCUUCACGCAUUUUUUGCCAAAAGAUUCAAAAGGUACGGCCCAAUUUUCCGAACAAAUAUAGCCGGCCGGCCGGUCAUCGUCACGGCAGAUCCUGAAUUUAAUCACUUUCUCCUCCGCCAAGAUGGUAAGCUCGUCGUUGCAUGGGGAAUGGACACAUUUGCCAAGAUAUUCCAACAAGCAAAGCAGUUUUCCUCCCAAAAGUACCACAGGAGUUUGAUCUUGAGUAACUUCGGGGUAGAGUCCCUGAAAGAAAAGUUGCUCCCUCAAAUGGAAGACAUGGCGAGCAAAACCCUUGUUAAAUGGUCGAAUCAAGAAUCAGUUGAAGUACAACAUGCAGCCACGCAAAUGACAGUCAAUUUUGGCGCGCGAUGGCUGUUUGGUAGUGAUUAUGAAGGUGCCCCGUUGGAUGCGACUCAAAUGUACAUGGACUUGCCAGAAGGACAAAUGUGCUUUCCCUUGAACUUUCCGGGUACUACAUAUCACAAAUGUUUGCAGAAUCACGAGAAGUUGAGAGGGUGGUUGAAAGGUGUUGUGGAAAAGCGGCUUGCAUCACCCAACAGGGGCCAUGGAAACUUGCUUGACCAACUCAUCCAAGACAUCCGAACCGAGACAAACGACAAAGAAGAUGCUAUUGCUCAAUUAUUGUUUGGUUUUUCAUUUGCUAUCUCCUCUUCAACAGCAUCAACAUUAGCAUUAGCUAUGAAGCUACUCUUUGAACAUCCAACAACUUUGGAGGAAUUAACGGCAGAACAUGAAGCAAUCCUUAAGAAGCGGGAUAAUCUAGAUACUCCAUUAACAUGGAGUGAAUUCAAGUCCAUGACAUUUACUAUUCAAGUUAUCAAUGAAGUCCUUAGGUUGGGAAACAUUUCUCCGGGACUAUUUCGUCGAGCCAUAAAAGAUAUCCCUAUCAACGGGUAUACUAUUCCACAAGGAUGGGGAAUUAUACUUGCUUCUUCAGGUCUGCAUUUGAACCCUACUCACUUUGAAGACAGCCUUUCAUUCAAUCCAGGGCGUUGGAAGGACAUCAAUCCAGAAGUGGUAUCAAAAUGUUUUAUGCCAUUCGGAUCGAGAAUGAAGCAAUGCCCGGGAGCAGAUUACGCCAAGGCAUUCCUGGCCGCUUUCUUACAUGUUUUGGUUACGAAAUACAGAUGGAAGAUGAUCAAGGGUGGAAAAAUCGUGCGAUCCCCGAUUAUAAAUUUCCCAGAUGGAUUUCACUUUAAGAUCUUCAAAAAGAAAACUUAA